CCAGAAAGGUCCAUCAAGAUGUUACAGGUACCGCUGCCCCUGGAUCGAGAUGGGAUCCUCUUCCGGCUCCGUUUUACCACGCUGGCCGUUGGGACCGUGUUUUGCCCGCUCUUUGGUUUCCUUUUCUGUGUGAUCUGGUCUCUGCUGUUCCAUUUCCAGGAGACAACAGCGACCCACUGCGGGGUCCCUAACUACCUCCCCUCCAUCAGCGCCGCCAUCGGAGGCGAGACCCCCCAGCGUUACGUCUGGCGCCUCUGCAUCGGCCUCCACUCGGCUCCCCGCUUCUUGGUGGCAGUCGCCUACUGGAACCACUACCAGAGCUGGCACUGCUCGCACCCUCGCUACCUGCGCUUGUGCCACUUCAACCUGCUGCUCAACCUGCUCGAAAACUUCGCCCUCCUUAUUCUGACGUACGUGUCCUCAUCUGAAAACUAUGCAAUCCACGAAAAUGCCUUCAUCGUCUUUAUCACGUCGGCUCUGGGCCACAUGCUCCUGACGUGCAUCCUCUGGAGAAUGACUAAGAAACACACAGUAAGUCCCGAGGUACAGAAACUUUCCUUCUUAUCUCUGUGCAGUGCUGGGUGCUGGGGAGGGGUCUCUCGGCUGGCGGUGGAGGGCUUUGGCUGUCGCUCGCUUGUGAAAUAA
This is a messenger RNA of Pygoscelis adeliae (Adelie penguin), 645 nucleotides long. It is a transcript of the gene PGAP2, whose product is annotated as post-GPI attachment to proteins 2. The record is from RefSeq and is a predicted model, not a curated record. Gene Ontology annotation, cellular component: Golgi membrane; endoplasmic reticulum membrane. Lineage: Eukaryota; Metazoa; Chordata; Aves; Sphenisciformes; Spheniscidae. The coding region runs from base 19 to 645 and encodes 208 amino acids. Gene Ontology annotation, biological process: GPI anchor biosynthetic process. The transcript is spliced from 4 exons.